Torulaspora delbrueckii is the source of this 1671-nucleotide messenger RNA. RefSeq names its product ERMES complex subunit MDM34 (gene MDM34). Gene Ontology annotation, molecular function: lipid binding. The record is from RefSeq and is a predicted model, not a curated record. Bases 1 to 1671 code for a protein of 556 amino acids. Gene Ontology annotation, biological process: phospholipid transport; mitochondrion organization. The transcript has a single exon. NCBI's taxonomy places the organism in Eukaryota, Fungi, Ascomycota, Saccharomycetes, Saccharomycetales, Saccharomycetaceae. Gene Ontology annotation, cellular component: ERMES complex.
AUGUCGUUUAGGUUUAAUGCUGAGGCAUUCAAGGAUAAUUCCUUUAAUGAUAAAAUUCGAGAGAAAUUGACUAAAGCUCUGAACUCGUCAUCUGGAAAUGGUUCAAGUGGCCCAUCGCCGACCAUUGUGGAGUCACAGGGCUGCGAGGGAGUUGCAGCUGCUACUGCUAGUGGUACGUCGAGUAGUUUGUCGAAAUCAUCGGCGAAAAUCGAUCCUAUGAUGAAGUCGAAACGGUCAGAUAUUUUAAAGAGCGGGAUCACUGUGAGUAAGGUGAACUUUCCGACUAUGCCAAAGGUGGAGAUCCUAGAUUUGGAUAUCAGUGCGCAGCCCAGAUCUUUAGUGAAGGGGAUUUGCAAGAUAUCGUGUAUGAAUGCCAUGUUACAGGUACAAACGGAGAUCGAGGGGAAUUUGUUGUUGGUGUAUUCCGAUUACUCACCCCAGUUUACUACACCAACGUUGAAUUGCAAGGAUUCAUUUACCAUUCCAAUCACUAUGGUUUUUAGCGAAGUGCAUUUGGAGGCUAUAACAAACAUAUUUGUUAAAAACUCCGGGAUUGGGAUCUCGUUCAAUGAUGUCAAUUUGGAUUUCAAGUUUGAUUGUUCCAUCAAGAUUUUGCAAUCCACGAUUGAAAAGCGGCUCAAAAAAUCGAUGCAGUCGUUGUUUAAGGACGUUUUGCCCCGAGUGAUCUUUAACAUGUCGCAGUCUUUGUUCACUGCUGAGACUGCAACAAAGACCUCCGAGGCACCAAGUACCGAGGAUAAUGAGGAUACAUCUUCCUCGACCAUGAAGGUCAUGUUGGAAGAAUCAGAUUUGCAAGAACUAUCGGCUGCUAAUAUGCUUCGUUUAUCGACACUUAUAUCAUCUCGGCAGACUUUGUCUCUACAGGAUACCGUCCUAAAUGUACCUUCAACCAUACCGGGAUGUUUGGAGAGACAAAACUUGCAUCGUUUCAACUCCAGAAUCCCAUCACUUUCAAACUUUUAUGCCUCUUAUAAAGAGCCGGAAGGCCGUGCUACGUUGAUGAAGAGGAAUACCUCUACGUUUAUGGUGAAUUCUCACCCUUCUUCAAGAGACCAAAAUGUUUUACCUCAAAGAGUAUUAGAAGAAGACGCUUACGAUCUAAAGGAGAUUACAACUAUUCAAAGUCGAAUAUUUGAAAGAAGCACAGAUGAGAACGUGCGUCCCAGAAGACGUAAGAUAUCAAUCAAGAGAAAACCAAAGAAAACCGUGGAAGCUCCUCCUCCAGUUGAGACACAUAGUGAUUCAGAAACUGCUGUUGCGUCACCCAAGCCGAUUAAAGCUACUCACAAUGCUCUCCCCAUUGAAGAGCACCAACCCUCUGCUUUCGUACCUAUGAAGUUAUCUGUGAACAUAACUCCGAGGUACUUCACGCAACCAGAAAGAACACUCCUACCACUUGAAAAUCGUCAUGAAGAAACGAAACCAACAACAUUGGAAGAAAUAAAUUAUUUCAACUACAGACCUGAAGUACAUCGGUUACGUUCAUCGCUCUAUUCUCCACUUGCCAAGGGUGGAUCCAUUCUUAUGCCAGGCAGAGACCUGGCUGAACCAAGACCAUUGCUAGAGAACAAAGGCCUAAGUUUCCUCGGUCUCAAUCAUCGUAUGCGUAAAUGGGGAAACCAUGACGACCCACCGCCUUACCAGGUGUAA